CCAAUGUCAUCGUGGCGCUGACUUUUUGGAGCGAGAGCUAGCACAGGCAGUAGCCACAUUUCGCUACAUUUCAGCCUGCAUCACCCGUCGUCUCCCGGCUGGGGCUUUCACUCUGCUCCUCGGCUCGUCCCCCCGUGUUUAGCUCCAAAACAUGGCGGCCCUCAAAGCUUUGUGCAGAGCGGAGGAUUUAUUCCUCAGAAACCUCUCAGGUCCCUGCAGAACCAAAUUAACCUUCGCCAAGACCUGCGGCUGUUACUUUUCUACCUCCAGCAAGAGAAGCUCACAGUUCUACUCAGACCCAACAGAGGCAGUCAAAGACAUCCCGAAUGGAGCUACCAUUCUUGUGGGAGGCUUUGGACUGUGUGGUAUCCCAGAGAAUCUUAUCAACAGUCUACUGAAGACCGGUGUAAAGAGCCUCACUGCAGUCAGCAACAAUGCAGGAGUGGAUAACUUUGGCCUGGGUCUGCUGCUAAAGACUAAGCAGAUCAAGAGGAUGAUUUCUUCAUACGUCGGGGAGAAUGCAGAGUUUGAGCGACAGUAUCUGACAGGGGAGUUGGAGGUGGAACUGACUCCACAGGGAACUCUUGCAGAGAGGAUCAGGGCUGGGGGUGCGGGGGUUCCAGCCUUUUUCACAGCCACUGGCUACGGCACACUGAUCCAAGAGGGAGGCUCUCCUAUUAAGUACAACAAAGACGGCAGUAUUGCCAUCGCCAGCGAGAAGAGAGAGGUGAGGGAGUUCAAUGGCAGGCAUUACAUCAUGGAAAAGGCCAUCACAGGAGACUUUGCACUGGUCAAGGCCUGGAAAGCUGACAAGGCUGGAAACAUAAUUUUCAGGAAAACAGCGAGGAACUUCAACCAACCCAUGUGCAAGGCAGCCAAAACCACCAUAGUUGAGGUGGAGGAGGUGGUGGAUGUCGGGUCCUUUGCUGAAGAGGACAUCCACAUACCCAGCAUCUACGUCCACAGGAUCAUCCAGGGAGCCAGCUAUGAAAAAAGGAUUGAGAAACGCACAGUAAAGAAAAGCCAAGAAGAGAAGCCCAAACCAAAGAAAGACUCAGACAUUGUUCGGGAACGGAUCAUUCGCCGGGCUGCUCUGGAGUUUGAGGAUGGGAUGUAUGCCAACCUUGGUAUUGGUAUUCCCAUGCUGGCUAGCAACUUCAUAAAGCCAGACAUCACUGUACACCUCCAAAGUGAAAAUGGAAUUUUGGGACUGGGCCCCUACCCCAGUGAGGAGGAUGUGGAUGCAGACCUGAUUAACGCUGGGAAGGAGACUGUCACGGUUCUCCCUGGCGCUGCCUAUUUCUCCAGUGAUGAGUCAUUUGCCAUGAUCCGAGGGGGUCACAUCAACCUGACAAUGCUGGGAGCCAUGCAGGUGUCAAAACAUGGAGACCUAGCCAACUGGAUGAUCCCAGGUAAGAUGGUAAAGGGAAUGGGAGGAGCUAUGGAUUUGGUGGCUAGCGCUGGAACCAAGGUCGUGGUCACCAUGGAGCACUCUAGUAUGGGAGGAAAACACAAGAUAUUGGACAAAUGCAGCCUGCCUUUAACAGGAAAGCAGUGUGUGGAUCGCAUCAUCACAGAAAAGGCUGUGUUUGAUGUGGAUAAGACAAAAGGCCUGACUCUGAUAGAAGUAUGGGAGGGGCUCACUCCAGAGGAUAUCAAAGCAUGCACCGGCACCGAUUUUGAGGUGUCUCCCAACCUGAGGUCCAUGCAGCAAAUCUAGAGGAUCUUACAGUGGAUCUGACAAGUGUUUUUGCUUUGUGUGGCACUCAUUUCACUUCUCUGUGAUAAACAACUGCCGAUUAGAACAGCCUGAGAUGGUUCAAAUAUGCAUACAAAUGGUAAUCAGUCAAUAUCAGAAAUCAUCACUAAUAUAAACUGAAUGGGAUUCACCAGAGCCACAUGAAUGGUUCUUUUGAAAUCUAAAUGGUUAAGGAACAUUACAUGGUUGCCUAUAACACCAUUAAGUUAUUAAUUUUUACUAAUGUAUGUGCAGCUAUUACCAAAUAAUCCAUCUGAAAAUGACAAAAAAAUGGAAAUAUUCUUUGUAUGUUGUCAAAGAAAAAAGUAACUUGUACUAUGAACAAAAGUGAUCCAAUUACUUGAAUCAUAUUUGCUACAGAUCAACAUUGAAGUUAUGUAGAGAACUGAAAUGUGAUGAAUUCAGAAAACAAAAGUGUGCUACAGGUCAGGUUUUUCCUAUUCAGCACAGAAGGGAAUAUGUUUUUACCAUAGAUGUUUAAACUUAGUGCUAUGUCACGAAACAAAAAAAUGUCCUUCCAUCCAAUGUAAGAUAUAUUUUAGUUUGUAUCCAUUUGGAAAAUAAUGAUGUGAAAAUAAGGGUCUAACUGAAACAUGUUUGUAAUAUUAACAGCUGCCACAAUGUCAAACUGUUUAGUGACCUGUCUUUUUUUCUUUCUCAGCCUCAUAUUUUUCAGAGUUGGUGCACAUUGCAUACAUUUCAGCCAGAAAAUAUGAAGCCUUAACAUUUUGUACACUGGCAUGUGCUGUCCCCUUGCCUUUGUAUAUACAAUAAAACACAGCCUUGUGUGCUGACUGAAACAAA
Molecule: messenger RNA, 2563 nt
Organism: Plectropomus leopardus (leopard coralgrouper)
Lineage: Eukaryota; Metazoa; Chordata; Actinopteri; Perciformes; Serranidae
Gene: oxct1a
Product: 3-oxoacid CoA transferase 1a
Biological process (GO): ketone body catabolic process
Cellular component (GO): mitochondrion
Molecular function (GO): succinyl-CoA:3-oxo-acid CoA-transferase activity
Source: RefSeq, a predicted model, not a curated record